AUAAAACGAAAACAAAAAAUGUAAUACUAUUUAAUUUUGAAUGAAAAAUUUAACACAGCCAUUGAUUUGCAGUAAGUAAUGCUAGCAAAAUUAUUUAUUACUUAAGACAAAUUACUUACUAAUAGUACCGUUUAUGAACUAAACUUGAAUUCAUUAAUUUGUUAUGACUGUAAUCUUUGUAUGAAAUCUAUUACAAAAUGUUUAUAUUGGUGUAUUCGUAUAAUAUACGUUUUGAUAGGGUUCAUAUAAUUAGGAAAAAAUAUAAAAUUAAAAAGACGAAGUACUCAAAUAGAUUUACGACUAUAAAGCAUAAAGGUAUACGGUAAUUGCUUUAUGUUAAUGAUUUCAGUACAUUUUGCUUCGUCAUAUUCACUGUAGACAACAAAAAGUUUAUAAGGUCGUCCGCGUUUGAAACCAGGCUCUAUAUAUGCGCUCCUAUUCUCGUUUGGCCCACUUUUGGUCCACCUUAAAUAUCUUCGUCUCGCGUUAUUUUGACACAAACAGACAGACGACGCGCAGAUGCAGAGGCUGUCAAAUCAGAGCGACCGCGGCGCAUACACGGGCUCCACUUACAUAAAAAAGGGUGCCAGGGGUUUUUUUUAAGCCCACUUUUGUUUUGUCCAACCUUGACCAGUGGCGGUCUUUUUCCUCGGAACUACUUUUAUUGUUGGGGACAUGAAAAACGAUCAUCAUUGCGGAGUGUCGGACUUUUUGAAUAGCUGAAGAAAACAAAAGUACUUUUCUUCUAUUUCUACUUCUCACAGUUCAGGCGCAGCCGGAGAAGAAGAGCUCUGUUUUGAUUUUCUGCCUUAUUUUGAGACACAAAACUUUGUUGAAGGAAAUUCUUCCUUUCGCAGAGGAAAUAUUGGGCUUGUUCAAGGGAAUAAGCCUCUAGUUUCACCCCUGUUACCAUGCUGCCCAGCACAGCGAUGUACGCGGUCAAGAAACGGAAGAAGCCGGUGCAGAAAAUCCCCAAACCUCCACCGUCUAAUGCCACCAAGUCCAACCCAUCCAAACGUCACCGUGACCGACUCAACGGUGAGCUGGACAAGCUCACCAGCCUGCUGCCCUUUACCGAAGAAGUCAGGGCUCGGCUGGAUAAGCUGUCAGUGCUGCGUCUUAGCGUGGGUUACCUGAAGGUCAAGAGCUUCUUCAACGCCACGAUGAAGAAAAGCCAGAACAGCUCCUCUUGGACCAGCGAGGGUAGCCUGAUGUUCAGGGGGAACCAAAACUCCUUGCCUACGCCCUCCUCAUCCACCUCUGUUACCACAUCAUCCUCCACACCCUUCAAAUCCCAGGUGGCCUCCAUCGACGGAGUGAGCUUCUCUGAGGGCGACCUGCUCCUCCAGGCGCUGAAUGGCUUCGUGUUGGUUGUGUCAGCUGAGGGUUACAUCUUCUACACAUCCCCCACCAUCCAGGACUACCUGGGCUUCCAUCAGUCUGACGUGGUCCAUCAGAGUGUGUUUGAGCUGAUUCACACAGACGACAGACCUCUGUUCAGGCAGCAGCUUCACUUCGCCUUCAAGCCUAAUUCUGGCAAAGCUGACGGUGCGGAGGACAGUCACAGUGACCAAAGGUCUGCAGACAUCAGCAGUGGUCUGAUGGUGUUUGACCCUCAGGCUGUCCCUCCAGAAAACUCCUCCUUCCUGGAGAGAAACUUCUGCUGUCGGUUUCGCUGCCUGCUGGACAACUCUUCUGGCUUCCUGGCACUGAACUUCCACGGCCGUCUGAAGUUCCUCCACGGUCAGAGCCAGAUGGCGGAAGAUGGGACGCUGGCACCCCCUCAGCUCGCCCUCUUCUCCAUCGCUAUGCCGCUGCAGCCACCGUCAAUCGUGGAGAUCCGGACCAAGGCGCUAAUUUUCCAGACCAAACACAAGCUAGACUUCACUCCCAUGAGCAUCGACACGAGAGGUAAGGUGGUCCUAGGCUACAAUGAGACGGAGCUGUGUUCCAGAGGCUCAGGCUACAACUUCAUCCACGCUGCAGAUAUGAUGUACUGUGCUGAUAACCACGUAAGGAUGAUAAAGACUGGAGACAGUGGCUUCACCGUCUUCAGGCUGCUGACCAAGAGUAAGACCUGGAUCUGGGUCCAAGCAGUUGCCAGACUGGUCUUCAAGGCUGGGAAGCCCGACUUCAUCAUUGCCCGACAGAAAGCUUUGACGAAUGAAGAGGGAGAAGAACAGCUACGCCUCAGACGCCUGCAGCUGCCCUUUAACUUCGCCACCGGAGAGGCUCUGCUGUACGACGAAAUUCCACCUGUGGAAGUCCCUGACCAGUGCUCCAGCCCCAAGCAGAGAAAGCUGGACACAAACUCCUUCCACCAGGAAUCAGUUCUUGGAUGCAUGCUGAGGCAGGACCAGUCCAUCUACUGCGAGCACAACAAAACCAUCAGCUCCCUCAGCGACGUGGCCUUCCAGGACACCCACGCCACCGUCAGUGUUCCUGGAGACAUUUGGCAGCACUCGGUGCCCAAACCUCCAGAGAAUGUACUCAAGCCUGACACCACGGUUCAAGACAUGAUGGAGACCCUGCAGCAGAUCCUGGGGGACUCCAACAUAAUGGAGGACCUUGAGGUGGAGGCGGAAGAGCUGAAAGGCUGGGAGUGCACACUGCUGAGGAUGAGCAACAACGUGCCUGACGUCAGCGAGGACCUGAACGACAUUCUGUCUUAUGUUGAGGAGCAGCUGCAGAAGGAGGGUGGCUUCGAGGUGGUAGAUCAGAUGGGUGAAGUUCCAACAACGUUGUCCACUUUGGACCUCCAGUGCCCCAACGCCAAUCCUGCUGUAGAACAGAACUUUACCUGGUCUCUGGAAAACCAGCUUCUACAAAGUGGAGGACAACCUGUCCCAGAGACCACCAAACUGACUCACAUUGAUCUCACUCAGUUAGGUUCUUCUGUUCUGAGCAGCCCAGGCCUCCACCCUGCCACCUCACAGCUCCCCGCUCCAGGUGCUCUUUCCAACAUUAAUGCUGGAGCACUGUUUAACCCGUCCUCGGUCAACGCCACUGCUGCACCGUCCAACACCUUGAAGACCUUUCAGGUCUCCACCAAAGAAAACAACUAUGGAUCGUGUGAGCAGAGCAGCCGGCAUCAUUCUAAACAGCUCCCCCUGCAGGGACAGACCAGGCCCCCCCACCUACAAAACAGCCUCCUGGACCGUGGUGCAGAAAGGAAGUUAAAUCCUUCGUUCGACUCCCAGUGCGCCCCUUGGGGGUCAUCUGUGGCCAACACAGACCAAGUCAACAACUUUGUACAAACUUACAGCCAUCAUAUUUCAAACGUACCAGCUUUCAUGGGAAAUUGUCCUCCCGUGAGCAGCUUGCACGGCCACGUUUCACAUCAGACCCAGAGCAGUGAACACCACCCUCAGUCCUGGUCACUGGAGCAGCAGCUGCAGCAGCACGUGUCCAGUGGCUGCUCCAACCAGACGCCUGCGCUCAAGAAGAACUCCCCACCUGCCAAUGGCAGACCAAUGACUCUGGAAUCUACCAGUGGAACAUUUCCUGUUCCCCAGGACUUAGAGCCCCCCCAUGUGGUUCCACCAAGCAGCUGCAGAUUCAGCAACCACACCGCCCCUGUGUCUGUCAAAGGACUUCACCUCACUCAAACGUCACCUGGUAAACAGAUCAACCCACCCACCCAUAACAAGAUCCCCUCCAAGCCCCCCUGCUUCUACCAGGGUCUUUCAGCAGGGGGGUCAGUGCUCGGUGUGCCCACAUUACCAAACAGUGAGGCUGUCAUUUCCUGUCACAUGACCACAGGUCUGGAGCUCAACGAUCUUCUGGCUCAGCAGCAGCUGUUCGACAACUUUAGUGAUCACACACAGGUUAACAACCAUUCUGUCAUGGGGCCCAAUGGUCACGCCUUCCACCCGCCCAAUCACAACUCUUUCUACUCAGAGAACAAGCAGUAAGGAGCCGUCGUGACGUGAGGACAACAGAGGAGCAGAGGUUUCAAAGUAAAGACUCCUGUCUCUAAACGAGAAACAAAACAGCAGACGAGCAGAGCUGUGUCCAAGUGUCUUUGAAUUUUUUGUUUGUUUGUUUGUUUUUUCAUUCAGAAAACAGCAUUUGCUGCUGUAAAACUCCAGUUAAGCUGCUUUUGGCUUUGUCCGAUGAGAAGUUUCACAAAGUUGGUUUCUGUUAGAAUUGGACAAUGAUUUUCUGACCUGGAGCUGAGUGGUUUCCACAGAUAACCUAAAAAAACAAAUCAGCGAUUUUUCUUUUUUUUUUUUCUCCUCACAAUAUCAGCAAAAAUGUUCAGUUUGUCUUGCACUUCUAUAUCACCAGAUUGUGGUUGAUUUUCCAUUCUGGAACAUUAGUCUUGGAUUAAGGAGUUAGGGUGUGGUCCUUGGUGCAACCUGACACCACUGUUUAGAACACUUCAUCUGGACCCGGAUGAUGACAACUUCCUGUCCAUCCUCUUAGCAAAAUAAUCUCCCCUGACGUGAGCUCCCAAAAGAUGGGAUUUAAUCUACUUAAGUUGUGACUUCAUUUCAACUUAAUACUGCCACCACAGAAAGGCUUACUCAGACAGGGUGUGGGGGUAUAUACAUAUAUAUAUAUGUAUAUAUAUAUAUGUAUAUAUAUAUAUGUAUAUAUGUAUAUAUACAUAUAUAUGUAUAUGUAUAUAUAUAUAUAUAUAUAUAUGUUGGACAGUGAGACCAACGAUUUAUCACUGCAGUUUUCAUUGAUGUUUCUCUUCACUGAGCCAUUUCUUCUUUUUUUUAUUUCUUAUUACUGCUUCAUCUCUGUUUUUUUUAUUCUUAUAUUCUGGACUGUUUUUCUUGUUUUAAAGGAAAGAACAAUGCAGACGGUGCCUUACUUUAAAGCCACAGAGCUGUGUGAAACUUUAAAGGAACAGUCUGUUAUAAAGCCCCUUCAAACUCCCUGGUAUUUGAUACUAAAUGGUCAAAUGUAAUUGCACUAUUCCCUCAAACCAAUGCCAAAGUGAAGUGAAGACACUACAUGUUUUCAAAUUCAAAACAAUCAUUUUCAUUCAGACCCAUCCCCUGUGUAGCAUAGAGUUUUGUACAAAAUUUGAUUUGUACUCAGUCCAACUUAGCUUUAAUAAAUAAAUAUACUAUCUAUUUUAAUUAUAUUCAAUUGUGAAAAUAGCAGUUUUGCGCAAAGCCUUAUACCUAUUGUUCAGUUUUGUUGGUAAUAACUUGAAUUUCACACUAAUUUUUCCAUCAAAAUUUCUCUCUUUCUUUGGUUUUUGUCCAAAGUGCAGAAGUAAAAACAGUCAAAGGCAGCUAUUGUGUAUCUAAGACAAAAGAGAGAGUAAAGGAGAGUAAAACAAACUUAAUCAUAUCAAGAUUUUAAAAACCAGUUACAAUUCUUCUUCUAAAAGUGCCUUAUUUGUAACACAGACUUUUUCUAUCACUUUGAAAACAUAGCACACGUUUUGGGGUAAGAAACAGCCUGACACUGCGAAAGUUGUACAUAGUUUCUACAGCUAAUACUGAGUCAAAAAAAAAACAAUCCAUUCACCAUUUUGUACUUUUGUAAAACAUUUGGAAACAAAAAUUCUAAAAAGUAUAAUACAAAAAGAAUGUUCCUGAAAU
Messenger RNA from Cynoglossus semilaevis (tongue sole), 5567 nucleotides. It is a transcript of the gene ahr2, whose product is annotated as aryl hydrocarbon receptor 2. NCBI's taxonomy places the organism in Eukaryota, Metazoa, Chordata, Actinopteri, Pleuronectiformes, Cynoglossidae. The transcript is spliced from 11 exons. Gene Ontology annotation, molecular function: protein dimerization activity; nuclear receptor activity; transcription cis-regulatory region binding. Bases 912 to 3914 code for a protein of 1000 amino acids. Gene Ontology annotation, biological process: regulation of transcription by RNA polymerase II; xenobiotic metabolic process; response to xenobiotic stimulus. Gene Ontology annotation, cellular component: nucleus; aryl hydrocarbon receptor complex. The record is from RefSeq and is a predicted model, not a curated record.